Saccostrea cuccullata (small rock oyster) is the source of this 1278-nucleotide messenger RNA. RefSeq lists its product as uncharacterized. The transcript has a single exon. The record is from RefSeq and is a predicted model, not a curated record. Gene Ontology annotation, molecular function: ubiquitin protein ligase activity. Bases 139 to 1278 code for a protein of 379 amino acids. Gene Ontology annotation, biological process: protein polyubiquitination; proteasome-mediated ubiquitin-dependent protein catabolic process. NCBI's taxonomy places the organism in Eukaryota, Metazoa, Mollusca, Bivalvia, Ostreida, Ostreidae.
GCAUCAGAUUUAAACUCUGAAAAAAUUAACUUGGAAAAACAUUAUGCAAAACUGACAACAGCUGUCACCAAACAAGAAGAAGAUUGGCACAGAGAAAUUAACAUUAUUGUCAACAAACAGAAAUCUGAAAUUGAUGAGAUGAAAUCUAAACACCUAGCUGCUCUAAGUAAACAGGAAAAAGAUAUAAAACAGAUUACUUUCGAUAUAAAACAGAGCAUAAUUGAUCUGAGGAAAAUAUUGGACACCAAUGAUGUCUCACUAUCCACUGCUUACAAACGCAGGAAUGCUGAAUUCAGAAGUUUACCUCCUAAAGUCAGUGUUUCAUUACCAAGUUUCUCUCCUCAUCAGAUCAACACAGAACAGCUUUAUCAAAUGUUUGGUUCUCUGUCAGCAUUAUCGAUUACAACCGAUGAACAUGGUUACACAAUGAAGACACCAGAAGCUGUAUCCUGUCCUCCAUUCAAACCACUGCUAGAUGAACCAGAGCUUAUCACCUCAAUAGACACUGGGUAUGACAGACUAUACAGUGUUACCUGUCUCAGUGAUGAAGAAAUCUGGACAACUGGAGAUGACAACAUCGUGAAACUCUACAACCUCCAAGGUAAACUACUGAAAUCAAUGCAAACCAAGUCUGGGAACAGUCCACGUGACAUAGCAGUGACAAGGAGUGGAGAUCUAGUUUAUACUGAUCCUGAUAAAAGAACUGUAAAUAUAGUGAAAAAUUACCAGAUACAGGAAGUGAUCAGACUACAGGGGUGGAUACCUAACUAUGUCUGUAGUACCUCAUAUGGUGACCUCCUAGUUACCAUGGUCAGUGAUGAUAAAGAACAAUCAAAAGUUGUUCGUUACUUUGACUCCACAGAGAUGCAAACCAUUCAGUUUGAUAGUGAAGAUAAACCUCUGUAUUCAACUAAUUCCAUUAAAUACAUCAGUGAGAACAGGAACCUGGAUAUCUGUGUGGCUGACUGUGAAGCCCAUGCAGUAGUGGUUGUUAAUCAGGCUGGAAAACUCCGAUUUAGAUACACUGGCCAUCCUUCUCCUAUCAUGCGAUCAUUUUAUCCGUAUGGAAUCACAACAGACAGUCAGAGUCAAAUCCUGACAGCAGACCAAUACAGAAACUGUAUCCACAUCCUAGAUCAGGACGGACAGUUCCUCCGUUACAUCCGUUAUAUUGAAAACUGUGAUCUGAACAGUCCAUCUGGUAUAUGUGUCAACACCAGAGACAACUUCUUUGUAGCCGAGUUAAGUGGUAAUGUAAAGAAAAUCAAAUAUAUGUAA